Molecule: messenger RNA, 4513 nt
Organism: Synchiropus splendidus (mandarinfish)
Lineage: Eukaryota; Metazoa; Chordata; Actinopteri; Syngnathiformes; Callionymidae
Gene: mef2cb
Product: myocyte enhancer factor 2cb
Exons: 11
Coding region: 2442-4028 (528 amino acids)
Biological process (GO): heart development; cell differentiation; positive regulation of transcription by RNA polymerase II
Molecular function (GO): DNA-binding transcription factor activity, RNA polymerase II-specific; protein dimerization activity; RNA polymerase II cis-regulatory region sequence-specific DNA binding
Source: RefSeq, a predicted model, not a curated record
UGCACCUGCAGUGUCGGACACACUGCUGUGUAUCGAUUCUCAUGGCUCGGCAGAGGAAAUGCCAUUAAAGAUUUAGGGGUCAGGUGAUGUGAAGGUGCUGUCCCGGGCCAUCAGACACCAGCUCUUGGGUUACAGAUGGUAACGUCCACCCGCCAGGCAGAUUAGUCAGCAUCAUUUAUUCAUCAGCUGAUUUCAUAUACCAUCAUUUACGACCGCCGACGCUCGAGUGAAGAGACGGGCCAGCUGCGGCGGGAGGGGGGGCUCGCUCCUCACAGGGGAACUUCAGCGGAGGCCCAGACUCUAAAUGAAAGGUGCACGUUGUCCUUGGAACAUGAGCUGGGACGCGCUGCAUGAAUGAGAGGCAGGUGGAAUGUCACAUAUCCGCAUCAGCAGUGGGAGGAAUCCCUGAGUAAAGUCGCACGCCACAUCCUCCCCUCGUGCCACACACAUGCAGGAACCUCCCCAAACUGCAGCCAGGCGGAGACUGCAAGAGCUGCAUGUCAUGAUGUUUAACAACAGAGAGCGGCAUCCGCAGGUCCAAGCUACUGCCCGUGAAAAAACCAUUUCUGUCACAUAGAAUUACUCGUCUGUUGUUUUGAUCAUUUGUCAGCAAUGCAACCAAGUGACUCUCCAUUGAAGUGCCAGUGAAUACCACGUGUCAUACUGCUGCACAAGUAGUGCAAUAAUAAUAGUGAUAAGGAUACUAAUAAUGGGGCGGUGGAAGGGCCCGUGGGUCCUACCAAGCUCACCAGUGUUUCACAAUGAACUCUGGGCUUUUGUUUCCUGAUGAAAAUCACCUAUCUAAAAUUGAGAUGUGAUGAAUAUCUCCGGUCCGACCGACUUAAUGGCGUCUCCAUCAGAGGCAGCCCAUCCUCCCGUCCCACUUGAUACCAGGCGUGUGGGGAUAAUGGAGUGGCGCUGUUGCUGCGCCUCUGUCGGGGGAUCCGUGGCUCCAGCUCUUAUCUGAAGUGGCGAACUUGCUGUUUUAAUUGUUAUCUUCACGCUCAUAGAGGGGAUGUUUGGGAAGCAUUCAGCUGGAUGGAGGAUAAAGGCCUGGUAAUUCCCCAAGCUUACUGUCUGUGUCAGUGCUUAUCAGCCGGAGAUAGCGCCGGCCUGAGACGAUGAUUGGCAGCAGGCAGCCGAGAGGUGGAAACUGUGUAUGAAGCCAUGAGGAAGUGCUCACGCCGCGGUGCAGACGGGAGGAACUGAGCGAAGACAGCUCAGCGCCGAAGGCUGCGUGAAGGCUGGUGCGUCACCGUCAGUGGGAUCUUGAUUUGGGUGUUGGGAUGGCUCGUGGACGGGACGUGCGCUUCGGCACCCAACAUGAACGGACCUCGCCAUUAAACGUCCAUUCCUGUAGUGUGCGCGACAGAGCUGGUGAAAAUGGAGGAGAAAUAAUGGAGCGAGAGAAACGCGGCUGGAAACGCUCCUCCAGAUCAGGGUCACACAGCGAAGGUCCUCUCAGAAGGUCACAGCACAUGGUAGAGUCGUGCCACAAGCACGACUCCCUGGCUUUGGAUGGGUGGCCACACCAAAGCCAGCACUCUUACUUCCUGCCAAAGAAAGGAUGUGAGAAUCCUCCACUUUCUUUGAGAACGUGAACCCGAGCCCACGACCGAAGCCUGACGAUGAAACAUGACAGGAAGCAGAUGUUUAACUUCACAUCUUGGUCAGCAGCUAACUCAUCUGCAAGUGUUCCACCAAGUGACAUAACUUUUCCAGAAAUGGGUCGCGACGGCUUCAGAGGACCAGUUGAAAGACACAUGCCACACUGUCUUCCCUCGCGCCACUCGGCGUCCACUUGAUCCGGCGUGCGUCUUUCAUGAAAGUUCACGGUGGAGACCAGGCCCCGCCCCCUCGCGCGGCGUGAAAAAUGAGAGGGAAAAAGCGAUUCUUCCUCCUGUGCAGCGUGAGAGGAGCGCGCUAAGGGGAAAGAGUGGGUCGGGAUUGUGGGAAGGAAGAGCAACAUCCCCGUCAAAGCUCCAGACGUCCAGCAGCUCCACCUCCAGCACCGGCGCCGCCGCGCUCUCACACAGCUCACAGUGGCCGAGGCGAGCCAGACGGAGACAGCGCGCACUCUCCUGCCUGACUGUGCACAGACGUGACUGGACUCGGCAGCGCAGGUCACUUUUCUUCGCCUCCUCCUCCUCCUCGCUCCCUGCGAAGUUGCGCUCCUGGAUUUUAAGCGCGCGUCCCGGCGAAGUGUCCUCCUGCGCCAGCCGCGUCCUCCUCCAGCCGCCGGCGGAGCGCGUUCCGGUCCUCCUCCAGAAGAGUCGGAGACACAGUACAGAUGCUGGAAUCUUUCAGUUGAUUGGAACAAAUAGAAAGCAGGAAUUAAAGACCCGAUAAAGGAAGAGCCCAAGAAGGAAGAGAAAGAAGAGGCAAGAAGAAAGAGGCAUAAAGUUCUUUAGCAAGAGGAGAGAAAGAAAGAGACGGGGACGAUGGGGAGAAAAAAGAUCCAGAUCACGCGGAUUAUGGAUGAACGCAACAGACAGGUGACAUUCACGAAGCGGAAGUUCGGCCUGAUGAAGAAGGCGUACGAGCUGAGCGUCUUGUGCGACUGCGAGAUCGCGCUCAUCAUCUUCAACAGCACCAACAAGCUGUUCCAGUACGCCAGCACCGACAUGGACAAGGUCCUGCUCAAAUACACCGAGUACAACGAGCCGCACGAGAGCCGGACCAACUCCGACAUUGUGGAGACAUUGAGAAAGAAGGGCCUAAAUGGCUGUGACAGCCCAGACCCCGACGCAGACGACUCGGUCGGCCACAGCCCCGAGUCUGAGGACAAAUACAGGAAAAUAAACGAGGACAUUGAUUUGAUGAUCAGCAGACAGAGACUGUGUGCCUUGAACAAGAAGGAGAACAAAGGCAGCGAGAGCCCGGAGCUCGAGCCUGCGCUCAUCCUCACGCCCCGCACAGAGGAGAAGUACAAACAGAUAAACGAGGAGUUUGAUCACAUGAUUAAGAGUCAUAAGAUCCCUCAGGCCAUGCCCCCCUCAAACUACGACAUGCCCGUGUCCAUUCCCGUCAGCAACCAGAACAAUCUCAUCUACAGCCACCCCGGCGCCUCCCUGGGAAACCACAACCUCCUGCCGCUGGCGCACCACGGCCUGCAGAGAAACAGCAUGUCUCCUGGAGUUACACACAGACCCCCCAGUGCAGGUGGCCUCAUGGGCGCUGACCUCACCACUGGCGCAGGCACCAGUGCUGGAAACGGAUAUGGGAACCACCGUAACUCGCCGGGCCUGCUGGUCUCCCCGGCCGGGAUGAACAAGAACAUGCAGACCAAGUCGCCGCCGCCCAUGAACCUGGGCAUGAACAACCGCAAGCCUGACCUGCGUGUGCUCAUCCCUCCCGGCUCCAAGAGCAACAUGCCCUCCAUUAACCAGAGGAUCAACAACUCCCAGUCGGCCCAGUCUUUGGCCACGCCCGUGGUGUCGGUGGCGACCCCCACUCUGCCGGGCCAGGGCAUGGGCGGAUACCCGUCGGCCAUCUCCACCUCCUACGGUAACGAGUAUUCCCUGAACAGCGCGGACCUGUCGUCCCUCUCCGGCUUCAACAGCGGCAGCUCUCUUCACCUGGGCUCCAUGAGCGGCUGGCAGCAGCAGCAGCAGCAGCAGCAGCAGCAGCAGCAGCAGCACCUGCAGAGCAUGCAGCACUCGGCCCUGGGACAGCUGGGAAACUGCUCCAGCUCUCACUUGUGUCCGGGGUCCAAUCUCUCCCUGCCCUCGGCUCAGAGCCUGCACAUCAAGUCCGAACCCGUUUCACCCCCUAGAGAUCGCACGGGCAGCACGCCCGGCUGCUACGGAGGCGGGGCGCCGCCUCCUCAGAACCCCUCGUCCCGCCAGGACUCGGGGCGCUCCCCUGUCGAUAGCCUGAGCAGUUGUAGCAGCUCCCACGAAGGCAGCGACCGCGAGGAGCACCGCAGCGACUUCCACUCGCCGCUGGGCCUGGCCCGCCCGCCGCUGGACGAGCGCCAGAGCCCCUCCCUCAAGAGGGUGCGGCUGUCGGAGGGAUGGGCCACAUGAUCGCGGGGCCGCCAGUCAGAAGGCCCCUCCGCCUUCUCUGGGCUCACCUCCCCGACCCUCGGCCGCUCGCCGGACCUCGCCCCACAUCCCUCUGCUCCUUCUCUCAUUUGGAUUUCAGCUGUGCGUGCGUGCGUGUGCGUGCGUGCGUGUGCGUGCGUGAGCUUGGACGUGUGUAGACGCCGGUGGGGUGGUGCGGGGGCAGCCAGACUUUCUGGUUGGGAACUAUGCACAAGUGUGUGGACAAAAGGGUGACAGCUGCAUAUAUCUGGGCACGCGCACUUGUGUGUGUGUGUGUGUACAUAUGUGCGUCCUCAGAAACAGUCAGGUACUCCACCCGCCGUCGCCGCCGGCCAUUCAACAGCUUCUAAACAGUCCAUUUCAAUUGAGCGCCACGACAUUAUUUAUUGCCUUUGUGUCACCUGCCCAUCGACCAUGAAAUAUGAGCAUUUAUUUGUGACACCUCAACGUCUGGGCUCAGUGGUCCU